GAUAGGAGGAGGAGGAGGAGGAGGGGAAUGACUACACCAAGAGAGGAGGAGGAGACAAUUUCCUUUCUGUAACACACACAGGCUACAAGAUCACACCGGGAAAAAAACGGAGAGGAAAGAAAAUUAUAGGCGAGAAAGAAAGAGAGAGAGAUUGAGAAAGAGAGAGAGGAAGGAAACACCGCAGCCCUCUCUGUGGUUGGUUUUUUUUUUUGGAGAGAGAAUCGUCUUUUGCUUUUUUUACGCAGACUUUGCGGACUAACAUGGGGGCAAGAGAGAGCUCCUGACGCGGAUUGACUUUCAGUGAACCUCUGGUACAAGCUAAUAAGACAGGGAGGGGAAAAAAGGCGACAGGGAAGACAUGUUGAGGGGAUUUUUCUUCUCGUCUUGAGGUUUUGCGGUAGUAGGAUGUUGAUGUUGCGCUCUUAAAAACACAGCAGCUCCUCGUAUAGAGAAAAGAGAAACGAGGGCAAAUGGAAAUUGGGCGGUAGGUAGGUUUAUAAAUGCUCAGGAGCCAUUGUUUUGAUCGGUGCUUAUUUAAUUGGUUUGUUAUGAUCUGAAAUAACGUUAGGCCUCUUAGGCAGCCCUGCAGUAUAGGCUGAAUAAAUACACGCUCAGCAGCAAACAUAGCUGGGAAUUAACCAGACAAACGCGUGUGGGGUUUUUUGUGCGCGUUUAUUGUGUUUUUGUGGUUAGAUUACAUUUCUUAAAGAGCCAAAUAUCAACUCUUCAGGGGGGUCAUACAAAAGGCCUAGUAGGGGAAUAUUUGUGACUAUUUUAACCUGCAGAGGAAAAAAAAAAAUCAUCCACCAGGUUUUGGUUUUUAAGCACAAAAAGGUGCACACGAGUUUUUUUUAGCUUCAAGACAAGGAGGGACAAAAGAAGAUUUUUAAAUGUUAAUGUCGACCGACGUUGCAUCCAUCAUGCUGCCUGUGUCCCGGGGUCUCAUGGACCGGGAUAGAGAGCUGGAAACCCUGGCCGGGGUGGUGCACCCCAACGCGGCCGGAGCUCCGGCGGUGGUCCGGGGCAUGAAGCGAGGAGACCCGGAGCCAGACGGUCAGACAGCGGCCGCUCUGGUGGACUCCACCGGGGCGGAGUGCAAGCGUCCUCGGAUCGACGGCUCAGGAGGGAUCGGUGAGGUUGGCCAGAACAACGACCCUUUGACCCUUGGUUACCAUGGCUACCCAUCUCAUAGCCAGGGCUCUCAGGAUAGUGCUGGCGGUCAGGAGGGACUCGUACCUCCACCUUUCUCCGCAUUCCCUCCACCUCCACCACCGCCCCCCCAGAACGGCCUGGCCCUGGAUUACGGGGGCAGCCUGUACGCAGCGGGGGCCGUCCAGGGCCCAGUGGAAGCCGGCGGAGCAGCGAACAGCGCCGGCAACGUUGCCAACAGCCUCAGUGUCCAACAGUCAGAUGGGUCCUCCCAGAUUGACGGUCAGUCAGUUGUUGGCUCAGGAGGAGUCGGUGGCGGAGGGAGCAUUGGAGAUGAUUCAGAAAAGGGGACUCCUAAGCGCCUCCACGUGUCCAACAUCCCCUUCCGCUUCCGAGACCCCGACCUACGGCAGAUGUUUGGGCAAUAUGGCAAAAUCCUCGACGUCGAGAUCAUUUUCAACGAGAGGGGAUCCAAGGGCUUCGGUUUUGUAACAUUCGAGACAAGUGCAGAUGCAGAGAGGGCCAGAGAGAAGCUUCACGGUACGCUGGUGGAAGGACGUAAAAUCGAGGUGAAUAACGCCACAGCCAGAGUGAUGACGAACAAGAAGAUGACCACCCCUUACUCUAACGGAGAGGGCCUUGCGACAUUGCCAUACGGUAAUGCAUACGCUGGAUGGAAAUUGAGUCCCAUGGUCCAAGCCAUGUACAGCCCUGAACUCUAUACAGUACCGGGGUUUCCGUACCCAGCAGCAGCAGCAGCAGCAGCUGCCUCCUCCGCUGCGACCUUUCGAGGCGCUCAUCUCCGUGGUCGUGCUCGGCCCGUCUACAGCGCUGUCAGGGCAGCUGUGCCACAACCUGCCAUCCCUACCUACCCGGGUGUGAUGGCCUAUCAGGAUGGCUUUUACGGUGCAGCUGAUCUCUAUGGUGGAUAUGCAGCGUAUCGUUACGCCCAGCCGACUGCGGUAGCGACUCCUGCAGCAGCGGCGGCUGCAGCAGCAGCUUACAGUGACAGCUACGGACGAGUUUACACGGCAGACCCCUACCAUGCUGCGCUCGCUCCGGCUGCCUACGGUGUUGGAGCCAUGGCCACACUGUACAGGGGAGGCUACAGUAGAUUUGCCCCUUACUAAAGACACUACAUUUCCCAGGAGCUCCUCUCUUCCAUUGAAUCACUCUGAAAGAGCUCCCUCUGUUGUCGUGGAGGUGGACUGCACCCAGUUUUAAAGUGUGGAGACGCCCACAACAAAGAUAUUUCAGAUCCCACCCCUGAGCAGUCCCCAAGUUUUCUUAUAUACGCUACUACAGAAAUAGAGGAAUGCUGUAUUAAAGACUGAUGGAUGGCCUUUACAUAAAAAAAGAAGAAAAAAAAAAGACUUAAAAUGGCCACCUUCCCUAUUGCACGGCUGUAAUAUAGUCCCCCCUUCUUAAUCCCUCGGCACUCAGCAGCACAAGACUCGCGAUGGAGCCCAGAUGUUCUUCCAAAGGCUGUAUGUGGAUCACUGACAUUUAAACAGCUGUCAACCGUGUAUGAGAGAGAGCGGAGUGCUGUGUGGCCUGCACACACUCAACAUUUAAGGAAACAGAGAGGGGAAUCAAAGUGUCCACAAAACGUCGGAGCGGUAUAGGAAGCAGGAAGGUGCAUCGAAAGAGAACCUUAAAAAACAUUUUGAACCAGAAUGACGAGUCACUAAAAUGAUAAAAAAAAAAAACACCCACUGAUGGGAUUUUUAUAAUUCCUCCUUAACGUGGACAGAUAGUAACGAGAGAGGAUUUCCAUUCUUGCUGUGUUCUGGUAGAGGGAGGCUGAACAUGGCGGCUCGGAGGCAUGAUGUGUGACGGUUUAUACAGAAAUCACGUCCGAAAGCUGAAGGGAGGGAGGGUUAUUAGAGCUGUUCCUUACCUCAAGUUUUCUUAGUAUGUGGAAAUGGUGAACCUUUAAACUUAAAAUUGUUAUGAUAUGCAAAGAAAUUAGUUUAGAGAAAAAAAGUUACCAAAUUAUUAUUAUUAUUAUUAUUAUUGUAAUUAUUCUCAUUAUUAUUCUUAUAAAAAAACAUUAUUUUGUUUGACUCUGCAGCCAGUGCUGUUACGGGACAAGUAGAUCCAACAGUGAACCUCGGGGUUAAAAUCAGAAAAUGAGCAUCUAUAUGUCAAAUCUUUUUUGACUACAACUAUAGUCUCACAUCGUCUUUCUCAUGCACAGGAUUUCACUUCACCAAAAAACCACAACUAAAACACUACAAAAAAGUUCAACACUAAAACAUUGUCUUCUUUAAAAUUGAUUUUUAGCUUUAGAUCCAAACAAAAUCAUCCACCCACAACCCCGGGGGUUCAAGUAUUUGUUGAUCCUUUAAUGUAGAGAUUUAUUAUUUGGAUUUUCCCCUCAUGCUCCAUCUUUUAUAGAGCAAAGUCCAACAUUGAAUGAGUCUUCCUGAAACAUACUUUAGUCGGUUAAAUGUGUUCGAGAUGCUGCCAGCAGCGAUUACUGAGCAAGAGAGAGAUUCUGUCGGUGAGUUAAUAGAAAAUAUUUAAAUGCAAAACACCUUACUAUUGUGCAUAUUUCUAUACCGUUGUAUUCUAUAUUUCCAAAACGUGGCUUUUUUUGGCUUUUGUUUUUGUUCCAAAGAUUUGUAGAAAGCACAUUUUUCUGCCGUAUGUAUAAAUAUAUCAUCUUUGUUAUUAUCAUAUUCCUUGAUAAUCCUAUGGCUGUCUUUAUUUACUUCUUUUUCAUCUUCUGUUUGUCUUUUUUUUAUUAUAUAUCUGCAAGUGUUGUUCCUUCUCCAGUAAGGUGCAAGUUCAAUUUCAAGUUUAGUUUUGUUUUGUUUUUUACUUUGGAGUCGAGAUCUUGAGUCGAGGGCGUACCUGAGAGGUGACAAACUAAAGGUAUGCAGGUAACACUACCAAACUUUUGUCCUCUUUUUAAAUAUUCUGUCAAUCCAGGUUUGUUUUUGUUUUGUUUUGGGUUGAUUAUCCGUUAGCAUGACAUUUAUUAUAUUUCAAAACAUACAGGAACGGCUGGAUUUUUCUUUCUUUAUUUGCGUCCAUAUUUUGGUGACUGAUACAUCUGGUGUGAAUGAACAUAGGCGUGUAGCACUUUGGUUUAAACCAACUGUGUUUCUUUCUUUUUGAGUUUUUUUAUUUCAACAGUUAUUGUUUUUGUUUGAAGCAGGCUCCUUACAUUUCAGUGGUUAAAUCUGCCAGCGUGGUUGCUCCAGGUUUAUUUGAAGAUAUCCAGUAAAAAUGUCUGAAAGUAUUAUCUCUCACACAUAAGCAGGUUAAUAUUCCAACAUGGUGAAAAUCAAAAUGUCAUUGUGGAAUAUGAUCUAAGUUAAACAGGGCCGUUAUCGUUUGUUUUUUUUACCUGUAAACUAAUUUCAAAACUACCGUUGUGUUUUCCAUUUCUCAAAUUUGGAAAAACAGGUCAAUAAGAUGUUUUUUUUUGUUUAUUUUAUUAAAUGUGCUGCUGUUGGAUUUUCACAUGACAUUUAUCAUUUUAUUUGUAAUAUCUCCAACUUACUACAGAAUGUGCUCUGGACAAAAAAAAAAAAGAAAAAAAGAAACCUAGCCAAAGAUGCUAACUUACAGUCCCCAGCACGUUCUGGUUCUCAGCCUGAAAAAGUGCUACACAAAAUACACAAAGAUGGACUUAUGAAGCCACUGAAGGCAUGGACAAACCAGCAUGAGCGAUACUUGUCAAGUUUAAAAAAAAAAAAAAAAAAAGUUUUGCAUGAAUCUUGUGUCUUUCAUAUUUGACUCCUGAGCAGCCGAGUCCAGUUGCGUUCUUCUUUACCACUAAACUCUGUGGAGAAAUGACGGGCAGCUAGCAGGUUUGAAGCUAGCUAACACAACAAAGAGCACAGUGCUGUUUGGCAAAAAGGCCUGCUGACAAACGAAAUGGCUGCCGCACAAAAUAAACACGUGGCAGCUUCAUUUUCCUGUCAUGGUUUUCUUGCCGCUGUAUUAUAGUAAACUAUGUGGCCAUUCUUCAUAGUUGCUAUGGUUUCUCAAUGAACAGUCCUCUCCCUCUGUCAUGUCUAUAUCCCCCCUUGACUGCCAUUAUGUUUUUUAGUUAUUGAAUGUCCAUAUAAAAUGUUUUAUAUAAAAAUGUUUUGUUGUGA
Molecule: messenger RNA, 5264 nt
Organism: Sebastes umbrosus (honeycomb rockfish)
Lineage: Eukaryota; Metazoa; Chordata; Actinopteri; Perciformes; Sebastidae
Gene: rbfox2
Product: RNA binding fox-1 homolog 2
Exons: 13
Coding region: 891-2279 (462 amino acids)
Biological process (GO): nervous system development; regulation of alternative mRNA splicing, via spliceosome
Cellular component (GO): cytoplasm; nucleus
Molecular function (GO): mRNA binding
Source: RefSeq, a predicted model, not a curated record